Ostreococcus tauri is the source of this 1518-nucleotide messenger RNA. RefSeq names its product Alternative oxidase. Gene Ontology annotation, cellular component: mitochondrion. The record is from RefSeq and is a predicted model, not a curated record. The transcript has a single exon. Gene Ontology annotation, biological process: alternative respiration. Bases 1 to 1518 code for a protein of 505 amino acids. Gene Ontology annotation, molecular function: alternative oxidase activity. Lineage: Eukaryota; Viridiplantae; Chlorophyta; Mamiellophyceae; Mamiellales; Bathycoccaceae.
AUGCCGCUCGCCGCCGUCGCGCGCGUCGCGCGCGCGCGGCAUCGCGUCGAGCGGUCCACGGACGCGGGCGGGACGAUCUCGAGGCGCUCGAUCCGCCCUCGGCGUCCUCGGCGAGGACGGACCGCGGUCGCGGUGGAAUCAUCGAAGGAUGCUUCAUCGAGCUCGAAAACGUCCCCGGACGAUGCGUCGCGGCGUGACGGCGCGCGAAAGACGUCCUCGGUGUACCCCGAAGACGUCUCGGACGCGUUCGACCGCGCGGUGAGCGAAGAGGGUCGUAGAUCGAUCGUGGAAGUGACGAACGUGGACGAGCUCAGGGAGCGCGCGCGCGCGGAGCGGAAGCAGCUCGCGGCGACGGAGUUGGCGCUCGCCGCGGCGGUGUUGGCGCGGAAACAAGAAUCGUUUGAUUCUAUGGAUGAGUUUUGCUCGUACGGGUACAUCGCGUCGGUGAAGGGGGUGUACAUCGACGUCUCGCGGAACGAGGUGCCGAAGGGGUUCGCGCAGACGGCGUCAGAGAAUUUUGCGAGAGAGAUGCGGGAGAUGGUGGCGUUUAUCGAUCCGGAUUUGGACGAAUCAGACGGACGAACGACGAUGCCGAAAGAGUUGCGAGUGAAGUUGGAGGCGCUGCGAUUGGACUCGGACGCGAUUUGGGAGCGCGAGAAAAACCGUCCAGAGGUGCCCGCGCCUUGGCUGUUAAAGGCGCCCUAUCUCGCGUUGUGCUUCAUGUUGGAUAAACUUUUCGACGAGACGAAACCGGUUCAACGGUUUUGGUUUUUAGAAACCGUGGCGCGGAUGCCGUAUUACAGUUAUACCGCGGCGCUUACGUUUUACGAAAUUCUAGGAUGGUAUCGCGGCGGCGCGGAGCUGCGAAAGAUCCACUUCGCGGAGGAAUGGAACGAGUACCAUCACCUGCUGAUCAUGGAGUCCCUAGGGGGAGACGUGUCGUGGCGCGAUCGCUUCUUGGGUCAGCACGCAGCGCUCGUGUAUUACGGCGUACUGAUUUUGCUUUGGUUUAUGUCGCCUGCGCUGGCGUAUAAUUUUUCAGAAUUGAUCGAAGCGCACGCGGUUGAUACGUACGCCCAGUUCGUCGAUCAGAACGCCGAACUCUUGAAAACCAUGCCCGCACCGAGAAUCGCCGUGGAGUAUUACGAAGGCGCUGAUCUGUACCUAUUUGAUGAGUUUCAAACCGCGCGGGAGGUGCGCACGCGUCGGCCGAGAAUCCGCACCUUGUACGACGUCUUCAGCAACAUCCGAGACGACGAAGGCGAGCACGUGAGCACGAUGAACGCGUGUCAAAAAGAAGAUGCCGCAGUGAGCUCACCCAACUCGGUCAAUGCCAAGACGGCUGCGAUCAGUGCUCUGAUCACCGCUCAAUACGUCUUCACUCGUUUCGCCGAGAUUCGAGGAGGGCUCGGUGGCGAGCUCCUCGACGACCUCCUCGUCGACGACACCAUUCUCGACGAUGCCAACGCUGGCAUCUUAGACGCCAUCCUCCGCGCCGUCGACGCACUCUUCCUGUAA